This is a messenger RNA of Myotis myotis, 1603 nucleotides long. It is a transcript of the gene YPEL1, whose product is annotated as yippee like 1. The record is from RefSeq and is a predicted model, not a curated record. Lineage: Eukaryota; Metazoa; Chordata; Mammalia; Chiroptera; Vespertilionidae. The transcript has 5 exons. The coding region runs from base 349 to 708 and encodes 119 amino acids.
GAGGCCGUUAACGGCGGCGCGGCGGGGCCGGGGCUCCAAAACAAAGGGCUGGCGGCCCGCGGGGCGGCGGCGGGAGGAUGCCUCGCGCCCGGCGGAGGUGCCAACGGCCGCAGCGCGCCCCGGGCCGCGCCGGGGCCGCGUGAGAACCGAGCCCGCGCUGACCGAGGCCCGGGCCGGAUGGCACUGCGGGCUGGGGCGCGGACCGCCGAGCGGCCGUCGAGACGUUUUCCUCUGGCCCCAGCUGUGUGGACAGGGCCACACGCCCCCUGACCCACCACGGCGCUUGCGUGCAUAUUCCAGUGCUGCUUCUGUGAGAGGCCCGCGCCGAGCGAGGACUGCCCCGCAGACAUGGUGAAGAUGACCAAGUCCAAAACCUUCCAAGCUUAUCUGCCAAACUGCCACCGCACGUACAGCUGUGUCCACUGCAGAGCCCACCUGGCCAAUCACGACGAGCUCAUCUCCAAGUCCUUUCAGGGAAGCCAGGGGCGCGCCUACCUCUUCAAUUCUGUGGUGAACGUGGGCUGCGGCCCCGCCGAGGAGAGGGUCCUUCUCACCGGCCUGCACGCCGUCGCAGACAUCUACUGUGAGAACUGCAAAACCACGCUCGGGUGGAAAUACGAACACGCCUUUGAAAGCAGUCAGAAAUAUAAGGAAGGGAAAUUCAUCAUUGAGCUUGCCCACAUGAUCAAAGACAAUGGCUGGGAGUAAAGCGAAGGCUUCCUGUUCUCUUCCGAAUCCUGUUUGGCGAGAGACUUUAUUGGAAUGGAAACACAGGAGCGCCCUGGAUGACUGUUUCUUGAACUUGAACCUUGCAAGCCUGCCCCUGCCGGCCGUUCCCAUGGGUAAGGCUCCAUGUGGUCUAUGUCCUCUUCCGGUAUGUGGUCGUUUCAGAAACGUUCCAGUGACCCUUUUCUAGUGUCUCCAACUCUAGAGGAAGAAUUAACCAGCUGGUGGCUUACCUGUCUAGUUGAUACCUUCUAGAACCUGUGACUUUAAGAUCAAGUUUGGCUGCUUUCAUAGCUGACAGAAACGAGCCGAAUCUACAGACCAUGGGGACAGGGUCUUUAGAGCAGGUUCACCCCUGUCGUUUAGGACAGUGUUAUAGCCCACUUUUUCCUAAUUUGCAAAAUUACAAAUUGGUUAUUUCUCUUGCAAAUGAGCUGUUAAGUCACAGUGCUCAUUUCAGAAUAUUCCAGAAGCAGUCAAAUCUGUACACGAAGGGUGUUUUUCUUAGCCUUGUUCAAAACCAGAAGAUACCAUUGAUCACAUUUUAGGUGAGCUAGAAAUAGAGAAAUGUGUUCAAUGGAACAUCCUGUUUAUUUAAGCCAAUAGCCUCCUUAUCUAGGAAUCAAGUGAACCAGUUGUUAGCAAAGACUGACCCAGGGCCUGCGGGCGCAGCUGUGCCAGGGCCAGGGCCCGGACCAGGCUCCGGAGGUGGGGCUGACGUGAGGCAGGCAUUGAGCGGCUGGGCCAUGGAGCACUAGUUUAACACACUGGACUGAGUAAAUCCAACUUCCUUUUCUACUCUGAUGUACUUGAAGAAAAAUAAUUAUUUUUGCAUAUGAAAGAGGCCGGAACUAACAGGAUAAACUUUCAAACUUGA